This is a messenger RNA of Drechmeria coniospora, 438 nucleotides long. RefSeq names its product proteasome maturation factor. Lineage: Eukaryota; Fungi; Ascomycota; Sordariomycetes; Hypocreales; Ophiocordycipitaceae. The transcript has a single exon. Gene Ontology annotation, cellular component: nucleus; cytoplasm. Gene Ontology annotation, biological process: proteasome assembly. The record is from RefSeq and is a predicted model, not a curated record. Bases 1 to 438 code for a protein of 145 amino acids.
AUGCGGAUCGUCCCCUCGCACGAUAACCCGUCCUCCUUCUCGCACAACUCGUCGGCCCCCUCUGCCCCGGGCAUCCACGACACUCUCCGCCACGGCGUCGGCCCCUCGCCUCAUGACGCGGCCGCCAACAAGCCCGCCUCGGCCCACCCCCUCGAGGCCCGACUCAAGAACUGGGAGGCCACGCAGGAGGCGGUCCGAAUGGAGACCCUUCGACGGACCUUUGGCAUCGCCGAGCCGGUCCGCCGCGGAAUGGAACUGAAGAUUGUCCGCGACGGCGAGUGGCGGCCCAUGGCCCUCGGCGGCCGUCUGCCCAGCGUCCACGAGGACAUCCUGAGGGGAAGGGAGGAUACAAUCACGUGGGAGGAUGUCUUUACCGGUGACGAGAUGAGGGGUGUCGUUGGCGUCCACGAUGAGAUGGAGAAGAAGCUCAAGAUAUGA